Molecule: messenger RNA, 1176 nt
Organism: Salvelinus namaycush (lake trout)
Lineage: Eukaryota; Metazoa; Chordata; Actinopteri; Salmoniformes; Salmonidae
Product: homeobox protein Dlx2a-like
Exons: 3
Coding region: 123-944 (273 amino acids)
Biological process (GO): embryo development; negative regulation of transcription by RNA polymerase II; cell differentiation
Molecular function (GO): DNA-binding transcription factor activity, RNA polymerase II-specific; RNA polymerase II cis-regulatory region sequence-specific DNA binding
Source: RefSeq, a predicted model, not a curated record
CAUGGGGAUGCCAUUUUACACUCAAAACUAAUUUAAUCUACGAGAUUUAAGCAUUCUUUGCAAAUUGACGUGUUCAAUUGCAUUGCUUCAACCACAUAUACUUGCGCGACUUUGCCGAUAAAAUGACUGGAGUUUUUGACAGUCUAAAUACAGAUAUGCAUUCGAACCAGAUUACCUCGAACAGUUACCACAGCUUGCACAAAUCGCAGGAAUCCCCGACUCUACCAGUAUCGACGGCGACGGACAGCAGCUUUUACAAUAGCCAACAGCCUGGACACUGCGCAGGGUCUCCAUAUGGCCAACUCGGGACUUACCAGUACCACAGCAGUGGUAUGAGCAGCUUUCAAUACAAUAACAAAUCAUACGAUCUUGGUUUCAACUCCUCUUACGGCUCCUAUGGUUCGAGUUCUUCACCGACUCCAACGGAUGCAGAAAAAGAAGAAAGUGAACCUGAAAUCCGAAUGGUUAACGGAAAACCAAAGAAGGUCAGAAAACCUCGAACUAUUUAUUCAAGCUUCCAACUGGCCGCUCUUCAACGGAGAUUCCAAAAGACACAGUACUUGGCUUUACCAGAGAGAGCCGAGCUAGCAGCCUCAAUGGGCCUUACACAAACCCAGGUGAAAAUUUGGUUCCAGAACCGUCGCUCCAAGUUCAAGAAGUUGUGGAAAAGUGGCGAAAUCCCCCCUGAGCAACAUGUGGCCUCCAUCGAGUCUCCCCAGUGUAUCUCUCCACCCGCCAAUGCCUGGGACUUUCCACAAAAUCAAAUAAUGAACAAUGUAAACUCCAGUUUACCUCAGAGCAGCAGCCCUCAAAAUACGACUGCGCCUUCUUUCUUGGCAAACUAUUCUUGGUACUCAUCAACGAACUCUGCAACACAUCUUCAGUCUGUCCCGCGUGUCCAGAACCACCACAACUCCGUCUUGAGCGCUGGGACAAUAUUUUAAUACAAUUGACUCUCGGAGAAUACUGGUGAAACAUUUAAAAAAAGUUAAUGAUACAUUUUCACAGACCUCACAAAGCGAACUUUACGCGCAACGUUGGCCAACUUCAUGUAUAGGUGCCAGGGUAAUUCAGAAUGUCACCGUCCUCACACCGGCAAAUGGCAGACUACAGAUUUGUACAGUUAUUUUUGUAUUUAUUUAUUUUGUUUAUUUUAAUGGAUAAAAUGUAUGAACC